This is a messenger RNA of Cheilinus undulatus (humphead wrasse), 1761 nucleotides long. RefSeq names its product collagen alpha-3(VI) chain-like. NCBI's taxonomy places the organism in Eukaryota, Metazoa, Chordata, Actinopteri, Labriformes, Labridae. The record is from RefSeq and is a predicted model, not a curated record. The transcript is spliced from 4 exons. Bases 143 to 1387 code for a protein of 414 amino acids.
UGAGCACCACAGCUCCUCUGGUUUAAGACCAAAAGUCCUUCCUGCAUUCAUUUUACAUAGCUGAUAUAAUUUUUUCUUUGAAAACUAAUCCAGUGGAGUACAGCUGCUUCAGCUCAGGGUUUCCCCUUUGCUGUGAUUGAAGAUGAGGGGGCCACGGUUGUUACCGUUGUGUGUCCUCCUGGGUGUCCUGUAUGUAGGACUCCUCCCCAACCUCCAUGCUCAGGAAGUCUUGGCAAUUGGAAAAAGAGACAUAAUUUUCCUUAUUGACGGUACAAUGGGUGCAACAGUCCUCAUCAGUGUUCGUGAGUUCAUCAGAAGAUUUGUUGACAUCAUGCCGAUUGGUCCAGAUGACGUUCAAGUGGGUGUGGCCAUGUUCACUAAUACCCCUCAAUUAGAGAUGUAUCUUAACACCUAUGGGUCCAAGGAGUCAUUACUGGGAGCUUUGGGCAACAUCAGACCGAAAUCUGGGCAGGUAAUCAACAUCGGAACAGCCUUGGACUUUGUUCGGACCAAUAUGCUGCGAGCUGACAAGGGCAGCCGUUUGCAACAGGGGGUACCCCAGCUUUUACUGCUGAUGACCAGUAAAAAGUCCACUGACAGUGUGGAGGAACCUGCAAAUGCCCUGAGGAGAAUGGGUGUAUUGACAUUGGCUGCAGGUUCCAGACACGCUGAUGAGCAGGAACUGAAGAAUAUCAGCUUUGCUGAGAGCGUUGUGUUUAGGCUGAACGAUUUCCGCAUACUGCCGCGCAACCCUGGGGCAAUCAUUGAUGCCCUCACUACUCUUUCUGGGGUGGCGGCGACGGAAGCACCCACAGAGCCACCUCCAGUGGUGGACAUUGUCUUCCUAGUGGAUGGCUCAAACUACAUUGGGAGUAACUUUCCUUAUGUGAGAGACUUCAUCAUCAAUGUGGUCAACCAGAGUGAUGUAGGUCCAGACAAGGUCCAGAUUGGUCUCUUGCAGUUUGCAGAGCAUCCCAGAAUUGAAUUUUAUCUGAACAGCAACAGCAAAAGACAAGAUGUUGUGGAUAAAUUAAACCAGCUUAGGCUCACUGGGGGCUCGACUUUAAAUACAGGAGCUGCUAUGAAUUAUGCCCUUGCCAACAUGUUCCAGCCAUCAACCGGGUCACGCAGGAGGCAGGGAGUCCAGCAGGUGUUGAUUCUGGUCAUAGCUGGUCCCACAUCAGAUCAAGUUAAAAGUGUAGCUGAUAAAUUGGCUUUGGCUGGUGUUUUGACCUUCACAGUCAGCUCUGGUCAAGCAGAUCCUGCCCUCUUGAGAACCGUGGCCUUUGUCCCAGAGUUGGCCUACCAUAAUGAGACAUUCUCUAAUUUACCAGCUUUUGCUGAAGAAAUCCUGCCAAAGUUGACAAGAAUUGUUAUAGAUAUCUGAUGUGACAGCAGCAGUUUUCCCUGAGGAACUCUGAAAAAAAACAUCAUUGAAUAAACAUGAUUUUAUCAUGUCACUUAUAUUCCACAUAAACAAACCAAGUUAAGUCAGCAUGGAUAUUGGUAGGUCUAAAAUGCUUGUCCGUAGUCAAGUUUACAUGGUUAAAACAUGUUGGCACAGGAUACCACCUUGCUUUAUGGAACAACUAGUCACCAACCACUGAAACAGUUAGUCAACCAGUCGGUCGGCGUGCUGUGGGAUCCCUUGAUGGCUUUGAAGGCUCAGUUUUGUUGUUUUGUGUUUUUUACUGACAGAUGGAAAAAAAAAAAAAAAUUCAAUGUAUUUACAAACUUGUAUGAACUAAGUAAAGACAAUAA